AUGGACGCCACCUGGCGCGGACUUGCGCUGGCGGAUGCGUCCGGCGCGCUGACGCCCGAGGGCGCGCGGCUGCUGGAGCAGGAGCUGAGCGAGGAGCGUCUGGCGGUCAUCACGCUGCUGGGUCCUCCGUCCACGCGCGCGGCCAGACGCGAGCUAGUGGCCAAACUUCUGGGCCGGGAGCACCCUAGUGGGGCUAGCGACGACGCGCUCGUGCUGCUGGCCAGCGUCGCGUACGCGGACGAGGACGAGGACUUCCAAGUGCUGGUGCUGGACGCCAAUGCGUCCGAGAGCGAGGCGUCCUCCUCUGGCCUGCAGCAGCUCAGCGGGGCGCUGUGCGCGCUAUCGUCGCUGGUCGUCUCGUGCUACGACGAGAUCGGCGGGUCCACGCAGUGCCUGGCGCCUUCGCUGCCGCAGUUCCAGUCGCUCUUCCAGACGCUCGUGAGGGAGUUCGCCAGUAUGGAGGUGUACGAGAUGCUGCCCAAGAUGCUGAGCGUCGACUGGUCCCCGAGUCGCUCGCUGACGGACAAGCUGGCCGACGCCGAGAAGCAGAGACCAGACGCGAGCGUCGAGGCGCUCGAGGGCCUCAUCAGGUUCAAGUUGAAGGGGGUCUUCUACCCGCGUAGCAUCGCACCCAUGAGCUUCGAGGACUUCUUCGGACCCCACGCGACUGUCAAGAGGGUGUUCGGCCUGGAGAUGACGGGGGACAUGCUCAGCGCGAUGCUGCGCAAGCUCUCGCAGCAGGUGCUGGAGCAGGACCCGCUGGACUUUGGCACUGCGUGGGACGACUUCGUGGAGGACAGGUGUCGCCUGCUGGCGGAGGACGCGCUCAACACGUACGUGGACUGCGUGCACCCUUCCGUGCUCGAGCACCCGCCCAUGGAGCUGGACGCGUUCAAGCAGCUGCACGAGGAGAUUUGGCGCCUGAGCAUGGAUGUGUACCACUCGGCCAGCAAGUACAAGUCCUCGCGUCACCGAACCGUUCGCACCAAGCUCAAGGCGGACAUCCGCGCACGCUAUGAGACGGAGUUGGGCGUCCUCACGCAGAAGUCGCGCAAGUACUGCGAGGAGCUGCGGCGGACGUUGUGGACCGAGCUGCUUGCGCGCGCUACUCACGCGCGCGAGGGCAGCACAUUCGCCGCGAUGCUGGCUGCGAUCCAGGAGUUCGACAAGCACUUCAAUGAGAAAGCGCGCGGCCCCGAGAAGGCUGAUGUGCUGCGAGACUUUUACCAGACUGAGGCCAUCCAGGCCUUCCAGCAGCUAGAGAAUGUUGUGACGCAGCAGUUGAGCGAGUCGCGCUUGGAGGAACUGCGGCAGCAACUGGAGAAGGACUUUGGAGACAAGAAGGAGGCUUUGGUCGAGCAUUUUAAGCAUGAGGAGGCUCAACUACGCGCUGGGAUGGCGCGUGACAUGGAGACGAUGCAGAAGGUGCACGAAGCCAAAGCCGCCCGAGCGAAAAUCGACGGGAGUGAGACCAAACGACUGCGAGAGGAGCUGAGCGACUUGAAGCGGCAGAAUGCUGAGCUGCAGGAGAAGGCCAUUGUCCUUGAACACUCACAACAGGACGCAACGAACCAGAAGGCGGUGUUGGCGGCAAAGGUGGAUGAGCUGGAGGUCGCUGUACGGCGCGAGAUGGCGAGUCGUACCGAGUUGGUGGAGACGCUUGCACUGACGAUAAAGAAUGCCGAGGAGAAAGAGAAGACGCUCAACGAGAAGAUCGCGGAGCUUCAGCUAGAGCUGGGCGAGAAGACGUUCCGUGUGGAGGGCGAGCUGCAGGAUCUGACGCAGCAGUUGCGGAAAACAAACGAGGUAAGUCUCCAUUCAUGA
Molecule: messenger RNA, 1824 nt
Organism: Phytophthora sojae
Lineage: Eukaryota; Oomycota; Peronosporomycetes; Peronosporales; Peronosporaceae
Exons: 1
Coding region: 1-1824 (607 amino acids)
Molecular function (GO): GTP binding; GTPase activity
Source: RefSeq, a predicted model, not a curated record